CCCAGUACGAGCCUUGACUUUGGCUCAAGUGUCCUGUUUGCAGUAACGGGCUGCACAUAGGGACUAUGAAUAAGGUCCCCGAUGAGCUCCAACUCUUUGUCUCUGAGAGGAGGAGGAGGUGUGGGAGAUCGCGGCCUAAGCUGGAGGAUCUGCUCUGUGUACUCUGAGAACUUGGCCCUUUGGCGGGCUCGUGAAGAAUGCUUGCCUGUUUGGCCAGGGGGAAUUUACUGGAUAUUCUUCAAGAGGGCUUCUCAGAGCAGCAACUGCAGGCGUAUGUGGUCUGGGUGAAUUCCCAGCUGAAGAAGAAGCCAGCAAUAAGGCCAGUGCAGGAUCUGAGGCAAGAUCUUCGAGAUGGGGUCGUCCUGGCCACUCUCAUUGAAAUUGUAGCUGGUGAGAAGCUGAAUGGCAUUCAAAUUAGUCCCUCCAGCCAGCAGGAAAUGAGAGAAAAUGUUGAGAAAGUCCUGCAGUUUGUGGCAUCGAAAAAGAUCCGUAUGCACCAAACUUCAGCGAAAGAUAUCGUUGAUGGGAACCUGAAAUCCAUCAUGAGGCUGAUCCUUGCCUUAGCUGCUCAUUUUAAACCUGGCUCCAGUAGAACAGCCAUUCAGAGCCCAUCCAGCACGGUGGGGAAGAGCCUUUCAGCAUCAUCAGCCAGUCACAGGCCUCAUUCAGCAGCUGCCGUGGUUCAGGGGGUCGUGGCUGCUCUGGCAGAUGUUCGUCAGGAUGUGUCACGCUCAGGACGUGAUGUUUUCCGGCACAGACAGAGGAACAGCAGCGUAGAUGAAGAGAUUGAGAAUCCCUACUGGAGUGUCCGAGCACUGGUGCAGCAGUAUGAGGGGCAACAGAGCGUUCCCUCAGAGUCCUGCUCCUCCAGUCUGACAUCACCCAGUCCCAUACACAGCACAAAGAGCGAGUCCAUUGGAACCCAGUCGGAAGAGAAGGCAGGCUUUGUGAUCAUCCGAGCUGAAGAAACAGAAACCAAAACAGAAGAGACGGACUCACCAUUUCUCCCAGAGUGGCAGGCCGGGAGCCCUGGGGUAUAUCUAGAGACCUCCUGGGAGGAGCAGCUGCUGGAACAACAAGACCAUUUAGAAAAGGAAAUGGAAGAAGCAAAGAAGAUGAUUUCAGGCCUGCAGGCAUUGCUGCUCAAUGGGUCUUUACCUGAGGAUGAGCAAGAGGGAUCAUUUGUCCUUUGUGAACAUGGAGCCUGCCCAGAAGAGCAGCUGGUCAUAAUCCGAAGUCGCCUGGACCAGAGCAUGGAUGAAAAUCAGGACCUAAAGAAGGAAUUACUGAAACAUAAACAAGAGGCACGAAACCUACAAGGCAUAAAGGAUGCAUUGCAGCAGAGGUUGGCCCAGCAGGAUGCUUCAGUUCUUCAGCUAAAGCAGGAGCUUCUGAGAGCAAAUAUGGACAAGGAGGAAUUGCACAACCAGAAUGUUGAUCUGCAGAGGAAGGUUGAAGAGAGGAACAGACUUCUGGGAGAAUACAAAAAGGAGCUGGGCCAGAAGGACCGGCACUUACAGCAGCACCAGGCCAAGCUCGAUGAAAUGCUCCGUCAGCUCUCUGAAGCCAGCUACCAGCAGGCAGAUUUGCAGCGGGAGCUGGAGCACAAGGAGGCCCUGCUGGCUCAGUGCAUGAAGAGAGAGGCAGAAGAGGUGAUGGGCUACAGCAAUCACAGCACUCAGAGCAAUGGCUUCCUCCAGACAGCAGGAAAAGGAGCUGCUCCCACGGCCCACAGAGUGACAAAUGACCUGCAGUUGGUGCGCGAUGCCCUGCGCAGCUUGCGGAACAGUUUCAGCGGCCACGACCCUCAGCACCACACUAUCGACAGCCUGGAACAAGGCAUCUCCAGCCUGAUGGAGAGACUGCACCGCGUGGAGACACAGAAGAGGCAAGAGAGAAGGGUUCAAGGGAAGUCACCCGCCAGCCAAGGAGCGAAUGAGUAUCGGGACUCCUGGCCUCCCAACUCCAAAUUGCCGCCUUCUCACAGCACACCCACUAUGAGCAGCAGUGCCUGCACCAAAGUGCUCUACUUCACUGAUCGCUCACUCACACCUUUCAUGGUCAACAUACCAAAAAGGUUAGGUGAGGUGACUCUGAAGGACUUCAAGGCAGCUAUCGAUCGGGAAGGAACCCACCGGUAUCAUUUCAAAGCCCUGGAUCCCGAAUUUGGCACAGUCAAGGAGGAGGUGUUCCAUGAUGAUGACAUCAUUCCUGGUUGGGAAGGGAAAAUUGUAGCCUGGGUGGAAGAGGAUCAUGGGGAAAACUAAUCGGACUUGUGGGUCUUGUUUUUGUGGGGACCUGUCACUGGCUGCACUGCUCAGAGAGAAUGACCAAAAAGAGCAUAAGCUGGGACACAUCCAAUUCAAGCUGCCAAAAGAGAGGACUUCUCUCAAACAACGGGUAAAACACUUUUUUGUGUGCGAGGAUGCCUGGCGUCUAGCUUUCCAUGGCCAAAUGCAAACAGUGUUGUAAGACUGAAUUUACAGGUUGAUGGGAAAGACUCAUCUUGCUUUGUCCUGUCAAUAAAACCCUGGAGGCCUUAA
Pelodiscus sinensis (Chinese soft-shelled turtle) is the source of this 2543-nucleotide messenger RNA. It is a transcript of the gene DIXDC1, whose product is annotated as DIX domain containing 1. Lineage: Eukaryota; Metazoa; Chordata; Testudines; Trionychidae. Gene Ontology annotation, molecular function: protein binding. Gene Ontology annotation, cellular component: cytosol. Gene Ontology annotation, biological process: canonical Wnt signaling pathway. The record is from RefSeq and is a predicted model, not a curated record.